This is a messenger RNA of Octodon degus (degu), 754 nucleotides long. RefSeq names its product crystallin beta B1 (gene Crybb1). Lineage: Eukaryota; Metazoa; Chordata; Mammalia; Rodentia; Octodontidae. The record is from RefSeq and is a predicted model, not a curated record. Gene Ontology annotation, biological process: lens development in camera-type eye; visual perception. The coding region runs from base 1 to 753 and encodes 250 amino acids. Gene Ontology annotation, molecular function: structural constituent of eye lens. The transcript has 5 exons.
AUGUCUCAGGCUGCAAAGGCCGCAGCCACAGCGGCAGUGAACCCGGGUCCUGAUGCCAAGAGCAAGGGGGCCCCACCCUCGGGACCAGCUCCUGGCCCUGGGCCCGCCCUGGCCCCAGCCGCUGUGCCCAUACCCAGUGCCAAGGUGGGGGACCUGCCUCCUGGGAGCUACCGGCUGGUGGUCUUCGAGCAGGAAAACUUCCAAGGCCGGCGGGUGGAGUUCUCGGGAGAGUGCCUGAACCUGGGAGAUCGAGGCUUUGACCGAGUGCGCAGCCUCAUUGUCACCUGUGGACCCUGGGUGGCCUUUGAGCAGUCCAACCUCCGUGGGGAGAUGUUCGUACUGGAGAAGGGCGAGUACCCUCGCUGGGACACCUGGUCAAGCAGCUACCGGAGUGACCGGCUCAUGUCCUUCCGGCCUGUGAGGAUGGAUGCCCAGGAGCACAAGAUCUGCCUGUUUGAAGGGGCCAAUUUCAAGGGCAACACCAUGGAGAUCCAGGAGGACGACGUGCCUAGCCUCUGGGUCUACGGCUUCUGUGACCGCGUGGGCAGCGUGAGGGUCUCCAGUGGAACCUGGGUGGGCUAUCAGUAUCCUGGCUACCGUGGAUACCAGUACCUCCUGGAGCCUGGCGACUUCCGGCACUGGAACGAGUGGGGUGCCUUCCAGCCCCAGAUGCAGUCUGUGCGCCGCCUACGUGACAGGCAGUGGCAUCGCGAGGGCUGCUUCCCUGUGCUUGCUGCCGAGCCCCCCAAGUGAG